AUGAAUACAGACUCCAAGGAGGUUAUAUCCCUGGAUGUUCAAGCUCGUGAUGUUUGGGAAGAACUGACGGUGAAGGCAGAGGCAGAAAGUCACCUCCAAAUGCAGGAAUCCAGACUGAAACGCAAUAAUCCACUGGCAAGGGAGAUCUUCCGAAGGCGCUUUCGACAGCUCUGCUACCAAGAGACCCCUGGACCAAGGGAGGCUCUCACCCAACUCCGGGAUCUUUGCUACCAGUGGUUGAGGCCACAUGUGAGCACGAAGGAGCAGAUUCUGGACCUGCUGGUGCUAGAGCAGUUCCUGUGUAUCCUGCCCAAGGAGGUGCAGGGCUGGGUGCAGGAGCACUGUCCAGAGAGUGGGGAAGAGGCAGUGAUUCUGCUGGAGGAUCUGGAGAGAGAGCUCAAUGAACCACAACGUGAGUUCUAAAUGGUAGCCUACAGACACCGAAGAGAAGUCCUCUCUAAAGAGACAGUGUCUCUAGGAGAGCAGAUGUCACUGGGCCUUCAGUCCCAGCCUAAGGAGCCCCAGCUCACAUGUGACCCUGCUCAGGAGGCCCACAGUAUGGGAAAGACAGAUGGAAUGACCAAGACUGAGAACAGAGAGUUGGUGCUAAGGAAAGACUGUCCUAAGAGAGUGGAACCACAUGGGAAAAUGUCUUACGGACAGACCUGGGAGAUAUCACAGCAGGAUCUGCGACACAGAGAAGUUGGUGACUGCAAGGGUGGGGUAGAGAGGCACUGGGGAAACCCCUUAGGAACCGGACCACACAGAUGUGAAGAAUGUGGGAAGAGCUUUGCUCAGAGCUCAGGUCUUGUUCGACAUCAAAGAGUUCACACUGGAGAAAGACCCUACGAAUAUAAUGAGUGUGGGAAAACCUUCAGUCGGAGUUCGGGUCUUUUUAAUCACCGAGGAAUCCACAAUAUUCAGAAACGGUACCACUGUAAGGAGUGUGGGAAGGCCUUCAGUCAGAGUGCCGGUCUCAUCCAGCAUCAGAGAAUCCACAAGGGAGAAAAGCCCUAUCAGUGCAGCCAGUGCAACAAGAGCUACGGUCGGCGUUCAUUUCUCAUCGAGCAUCAGAGAAGCCACACAGGGGAACGACCUCACCAUUGCAACAAAUGUGGGAAAAGCUUUAAUCGCCACUGCAACCUCAUCCGCCAUCAGAAGAUCCACGUCGUGGCAGAGCUGGUCUAA
Molecule: messenger RNA, 1188 nt
Organism: Lipotes vexillifer (Yangtze River dolphin)
Lineage: Eukaryota; Metazoa; Chordata; Mammalia; Artiodactyla; Lipotidae
Gene: ZSCAN9
Product: zinc finger and SCAN domain containing 9
Exons: 3
Biological process (GO): regulation of transcription by RNA polymerase II
Molecular function (GO): RNA polymerase II cis-regulatory region sequence-specific DNA binding; DNA-binding transcription factor activity, RNA polymerase II-specific
Source: RefSeq, a predicted model, not a curated record